Messenger RNA from Wallemia mellicola CBS 633.66, 746 nucleotides. Its product is annotated as RNA-binding domain-containing protein. Bases 19 to 669 code for a protein of 216 amino acids. Gene Ontology annotation, molecular function: metal ion binding; pre-mRNA 3'-splice site binding. Gene Ontology annotation, cellular component: U2AF complex; spliceosomal complex. The record is from RefSeq and is a predicted model, not a curated record. NCBI's taxonomy places the organism in Eukaryota, Fungi, Basidiomycota, Wallemiomycetes, Wallemiales, Wallemiaceae. Gene Ontology annotation, biological process: mRNA splicing, via spliceosome. The transcript has 3 exons.
AACUUAACUUUCAAGAAGAUGGCUGCAUCACGUUUAGCGUCAAUUUUUGGUACAGAACAGGAUAGAGUUAAUUGUUCAUUCUAUUAUAAAAUUGGUGCAUGUCGCCACGGUGAAAGAUGCUCGAGGAAGCACAUAAAGCCACAGUUCUCUCAGACGAUAGUUAUGCCAAACGUAUACCAAAACCCAAUGCACAGACCAGAUAAUAAGCUCGAUCAGAGGGGAAUACAAGUUGAUUUCGACAUGUUCUUCGAGGAUUUGUUCAUGGAACUCUGCAAAUUUGGCAAUCUCCUAGAAAUGCACGUAUGUGAUAACGUUGGUGACCAUCUCAUCGGAAAUGUCUACGCGAGGUACGAAUGGGAGACAGAAGCACAAGCCGCUGUAGAUAAGCUUAAUGAGAGGUGGUACGCUGGUAGACCAUUGCAUUGUGAGCUCAGUCCAGUUACAGACUUUAGAGAAGCUUGCUGCAGACAAAAUGAUACCGGUGAUUGCAACAGAGGAGGUUUCUGCAACUUCAUGCACUUGAAACGUCCUACUAGAAGUCUGAUUAGAGAUCUUCAACACUCUCAGAGACUUGAAAGGAAAUUGCGCGCACAUGAGCAGGAAGAUAGAGAUAGACCAACGAACGGUAGACACAGCGAAAGAUCAAGAUCAAGAUCUCCUAGAAGGUAACUUUAAGUAUAAUACAGAUUAACUAUUUUAUAAUUUUAUCAUCAAGUGUAUUAUUGUAAAUUGAUAUUGCUUCCCCC